Molecule: messenger RNA, 1492 nt
Organism: Loa loa (African eye worm)
Lineage: Eukaryota; Metazoa; Nematoda; Chromadorea; Rhabditida; Onchocercidae
Exons: 7
Coding region: 190-1239 (349 amino acids)
Cellular component (GO): nuclear pore outer ring
Molecular function (GO): protein binding
Source: RefSeq, a predicted model, not a curated record
UUCCAAAAACUGGACGUUGGCAGGAGCGCAGUUGUGGCUGGACCUAACCCUUGAUCUUUUUCUCUCUUCCUUACAGCAAAUGUUUUAUAGCGACAAUAAUCGUGUGGCCAAAUACAGUAAAGAAGUGGAUGUAUAGGGCAAAUGUUUCAUUUUUUCUCGUGAAAACGAAAUAAAAUAGCCGUAGGAUCUAUGGAUACGGAUGGCCUCUCGUGUUAUCGCUCCCAGUUUGGUGGUGCAAAGUUUUCUCGCGUGCGAUGGCUUGAUUUCGGAGGACAGCAAAAGAAAUUCUUGACCUCGACGUAUGACUCUCGAAACAAAGAAAUAGCAGCGUGGUCAUUAGUCGAAGAUGCUGAAUUAACGGACGAUUUAUUCUCGUGCGAAUGCAGAUUAAUGGUCGAUACAGACGUGAAUGAUUUGCUCCUAUAUAAUGGGAUGAGAUUCGCUGCUGCAAUGAAUGAUGGUUCAGUGAAGUUAUUGGAAUAUGAUGAAGGUGUCAUUAAACCUAUGAGGAAAUAUAUCGAUAUGCAUUAUGGUUGUCCUUGUAAUGCAUUAUGCUAUAACAAUGGUAAGAUAAUCUGUGGUGGUGAGGGUGGCAGUUUGAUAGGUAUCGACUUGGAAGGCAACUCCAAGAAAGUUGUAUCUUUGAGUAUGGCAAGCAUACGGUCCCUGGCAUCAGUCGCACGGGAUAUAUUUGUAUCAGCCCAUCUAGAUGGACAGAUCUGUUUAUGGGAUCUCAGAGAAGAGGCGGGAUCAUCUUUUCGGCCUGUAUUUUCUUGCCGAGUUACCGACUGUUUCCAAGGUACCACAGCACUUGCUGUUCAUCCUGCCGAGCCUAAUUUGGUUGGUUUUGGUACUGAAGAUGGUGGUAUUGGUUUUCUCGACACACGCCGAAGUAGUUAUUUGUUGAAUGCUGUUGCGGUUUCUUUUCCAGUUGGUACGGUCUGGGAGAUGGCUUUCCAUCCUGUUUAUCCGUCAAAUUUUUACUGUGCAACUGGUAAAGGUCAUUUGUUACAUUUAAAUGUCAAAGGAUCCGGUCUCUCCAAUUCGAUUUCAAAUUUUAACAGCCAGUCACGAGCAAAUGCAUGGCUUUCACCAUCAGUUCGUUCUGGGAAUGCGAAUGUUACUACUCUUAUUGAUUGUCUAACAUCAGUAAGCACUUUCAAUGUAUCGACGAAUGGAAUUAUCGCUUGCUCAGACAAUCAGAUGAUUACUUACAUCGACAAAAAAUAUCUAGCAUGAUUCUUUAAUCAUCUUAAUCUAUUUGAUUUUGUGCUUUUGGUGCUUUUACGCAGAAUCCUUGUUUUAGUUGUUUAUAGGAAUCUGGAUGUUAAAGUAUAAUAAAGUUCUCUAUUGAGCUAAAAGGUAAUGGAAAGAAGUAAAAUAAUUACUUCCUGUCAUAUAUUUUUAAAAUUUUUUCCUGGUUAUUAAGAGGAAUACGUCAUCGAAUUCAAACCAUUUGAAAUUCCCAUCUUUCUCUACUGCCAUAUUGUUU